AUUUCAUUCAACUAUUUUAUGAUAAAAAAUUGUUUAUGUUGAUUAUUUUUUAAGACUGAUUUUUUCUUAUCAAUUUACACGUAAUACUCCACGUGAAUUGUGCCAAAAUCAUUUUAGAUAAAUCCUCCACAAUCUCUGGAUGAUUUUUCAACUCACCCACAAUUUUUCUGAGCUUUAUUUUACGUGGAAAUUCCACGGUGAAAGUGUUGAAAGUAAAUCGUGAGAAGAGCAAAGGUCACUGACCUGAUUUUUGCAAGCCAUGGUCGUGAAUUUCAUUAAAUUAGCCGGAAAUAAUUCACUGAAAUCCCCAAUUAACCUAGUGCGAAUGAUGAGUUCGGUAGAGGUCAAAGUGAAACAGGGAAGAAUUCGUGGCAUACAGGGGAGUCUUCGCAAUGGGGCACCCUUUUAUGCAUUCAAGGGGAUUCCCUAUGCUAAACCACCUGUUGGUGAAUUGAGAUUUAGGCCUCCGGUUGCACUGGAAAGCUUCCCGGAUGGAGUGUUGGAUUGCACGAAGGAAGGGAAUCCGUGUGUGCACAAAGAUCCGUACACAGCUAAGAUAGUUGGAUCUGAGGAUUGUCUCUUCCUGAAUGUCUACACGCCACGAAUGGUAGAGCCAAGUGGGACAGAGAAACUCCCAGUGAUGGUGUGGAUUCACGGUGGGGCAUUUAUGAUGGAUUCCGGGAGUGAGAGAAUCUACAGUCCUGAGUAUCUCAUUCAGGAGGAUGUCAUUGUGGUGACACUGAACUACCGUUUGGGACCUUUGGGAUUCCUAUUCUACCCUCGGAAAGGUAUAACCGGGAAUGCUGGCUUGAAAGACCAACUUCUCGCACUCAAGUGGGUACAGGAGAAUAUUGAGAAGUUCGGUGGGGAUGCUCAAAAUGUGACGCUUUUUGGGGAAAGUGCUGGAGGAGCAUCAACACACAUCCACCUGUUGUGCCCCAAAUCACAACCAUUCUUCCACCGUGUCAUCUGUCAGAGUGGAACAUCCCUCAUGGAAUGGGUAAUGCAGGAGGAACCUGAAGAAAAAGCCGAGCGUCUUGCCAAGAUUGUGGGUUGUCAAUCAAAUAAACCUGAUGACAUCAUGGCCUCCUUGAUGAAGGCUCCUGCAGAAGAACUCGCACUGGGAGGUGUUAAGACCCUCACUGAGGAUGAGAAACGCCGUGGCCUACCAAUUCCCUUUAAGCCCGUUGUAGAGCCACCCGGAAAGGAUUCCCUUCUCACAGACACCCCCCUGAAUUUAGCAAAAGCUCUCAAGGCAAUUGAAAAACCCAUGAUCCUUGGGCACACGUCCAAAGAGGGCAUCAUCAUGCUCCUCGACGCUGUCCGCAAAAUAGAUCUCUACGACAAGGACUUCCAGCGAAUCAUCCCUAAGACACUAAAUGUCGUCCAAGGAAGUCGAACGUGUGAACGUGUUGCGGAUGAAAUGAGAAAAUUCUACUUCAACGGUGGGAAUAUUACUCAAGAAACCAUCCCCCAGUUUACAGACUUGCUCUCUGACUACAAUUUCAUGAUUGGGAAUCAUGUAACGGCUGAAAUUCACGCAAGGAAAGAGCACAGGCACCCCAUGUUCUUCUACCGUUUCGCCUACGAUGGCGAACUCAAUCUGCCCAAGAAGCUCUUUGGUUUGGGAAAAAAUCCCGGAGCAUGUCACGGCGAUGAUAUGUUCUACCUUUUCAAGAUGAAAAUGAUAGACAUGGAUGUGGAUGAGGGGGCGGAAGCUUUCAAAAUACGGGCCACCAUGUGCCGAAUGUGGACAAAUUUUGCAAAGUACGGCCAUCCGACACCACCGCAUGAUACGACUUUGCCUUUCAAGUGGACACCCGUGGCUCCUGUGGGUACAACGGGGGAGUACCGGCUGAAUGCCCUUGAGAUUGACCACGAGAUUAGAAUGAUUGUGGAUCCAGAGAAGGAAAGGAUGGACUUUUGGCGGCAACAAUUCAAACUCUGGAACGAUAGUUUUCUCAAGCCAAAACUCUGAGAUAAAAUUCUCAACCCAGCAACUUGACAAAAGUCAUGCGAAAUGCGGCCGGGAGAAAAGGGACAAUUCGAUAUAUAUAAUUUAUAUCAGAGGGCGAUAAAAUUAAUUAAAGUGCUCAUUUAGAUGGGGAACAGAUCCCCUCAUUAAUGCCCUCUCUGACACUUUUGAGGGCAUGGUACAUGUGGUGCACACAUAUUCGAAGACCUUUUUAGCAACAAUGGGUUUAAUGUGAGUAUAUAUAUUGAUUUUGGUGAAAGGGAUAAAAAGAAGGGAGAGAGGAGAGAAAUUCAAUAAACAAGUGCUGUGUGUGCUUUUUGUUGACUAAUUUGUAAAAGAAAGAAAAAAAAAAAGAAAUAUGAAAAUUAAUAAGUGGACUGAUAAAUGAA
This is a messenger RNA of Lutzomyia longipalpis, 2364 nucleotides long. RefSeq names its product esterase E4 (gene clt). The coding region runs from base 260 to 1978 and encodes 572 amino acids. The transcript has 6 exons. Lineage: Eukaryota; Metazoa; Arthropoda; Insecta; Diptera; Psychodidae. The record is from RefSeq and is a predicted model, not a curated record.